Molecule: messenger RNA, 1039 nt
Organism: Sorex fumeus (smoky shrew)
Lineage: Eukaryota; Metazoa; Chordata; Mammalia; Eulipotyphla; Soricidae
Gene: MORN4
Product: MORN repeat containing 4
Exons: 5
Coding region: 165-605 (146 amino acids)
Source: RefSeq, a predicted model, not a curated record
CGGCAUCAAGUGGGGCAGGCGCGGGUGGAGGAGGUGGGAGCGGCAGGUGGCGAGGGGGUGCCCCGGCGAGCCGCGGGCCGGGCCGCUGGACCCCCUGCGUCGGGGCGUGACCGUCUUCCCCAAAGGCCAAGUCCAGUUUCCAUCCUUUUCCAGAAGUCAUCACCAUGACGCUGACCAAAGGCUCCUUCACCUACUCCAGUGGGGAGGAGUACCGGGGCGAAUGGAAGGAGGGCCGCCGGCAUGGUUUUGGCCAGCUGAUGUUUGCAGAUGGCGGCACCUACCUGGGUCACUUUGAGAACGGGCUGUUUAAUGGCUUCGGGGUUCUGACCUUCUCGGACGGCUCCAGGUAUGAGGGCGAGUUCGCCCAGGGCAAGUUUAAUGGCGUGGGAGUCUUCAUUCGGCAUGACAACAUGACCUAUGAGGGGGAGUUUAAAAAUGGCAGAGUGGACGGUUUGGGCCUGCUGACCUUCCCCGAUGGCUCCCAUGGCAUCCCCCGCAACGAAGGUCUGUUUGAGAACAACAAGCUCCUGCGGAGGGAGAAGUGCUCGGCGGUGGUGCAGAGAGCCCAGAGUGCCUCCAAGUCGGCCCGGAACCUCACUGCCUGACCAGCGCAGCGGGGACACGUAACCCUGCUGGGCCGAGAGGCCAGAAUGGCCUGGAGCAGACGCUCUGGGUGUGCCCAGCAUCUGCCAACGGCCAGUUUGAUCCCGGAGGAGUCCUGAGGGUCCUGGCCCCUGGGCCCUGCACCCGUGGUCCCCAGCUCUGUCUUCUCCUGUCCCUGCUCCUCACUGCGGGGGUGACCCACCACCGAACUGUCCUCAUACUCUACUUUUUCUUCUGUGCUCAUGCAGAAGCUCUUUCUUCUGCCAUUCCGAGGGGCAGAGGACACCAAGCCCAGCUUGGGGCCAAGGCUUCGGGCGACCCCGGAGAAGGAAGAAAGGAAAGGAUGGGGGGCUCCAACAGCCCAGCAGUCCUGUGUUGGUCAGACCAGAGCUGUCCUCCAUGGCCUCAGUAUUCACUGCUGCUUCCAGCCCUUCUA